Molecule: messenger RNA, 273 nt
Organism: Staurois parvus
Lineage: Eukaryota; Metazoa; Chordata; Amphibia; Anura; Ranidae
Source: the annotation of a GenBank genome assembly
CCCAGGACCCUGCAUUCACUAUAUCUGGUCUCCCACACCCUUCAUUUGCAAUCUGCUUUAUCGUCCGUAAAAUAAAUGGAAGUGCUACUAAACCCAGGACCCUGCAUUCACUAUAUCUGGUUUCCCACAGUACACAGAACAUGGAAAUGUAAUUAUUUUAGUAAAUGUAAACUGCUAAAUACCUUUUCUCAUCAGCAGUUAGAGCAGUCUUGUGGCGUCUAUCAGUGUCCAGUCCAGCACUAGCUUGUAGCUCAAGUUUUCCUUCUGCUCUAG